This is a messenger RNA of Conger conger (European conger), 3653 nucleotides long. Its product is annotated as sulfotransferase 2B1-like. The transcript is spliced from 6 exons. Gene Ontology annotation, cellular component: cytoplasm. The record is from RefSeq and is a predicted model, not a curated record. The coding region runs from base 109 to 984 and encodes 291 amino acids. NCBI's taxonomy places the organism in Eukaryota, Metazoa, Chordata, Actinopteri, Anguilliformes, Congridae. Gene Ontology annotation, biological process: sulfation. Gene Ontology annotation, molecular function: sulfotransferase activity.
GUCGGCUACACCUCUAAAACAAAAAGCAAGUCUCAGCUGUAAGCAGAUUCAGGACGACCACACAUCCAGGAAAAAUUGGGCAGUGGGCAUUCCGGAGCAAAGCUUACUAUGGCGACUACUGACCAUCGCAAAAAGUACCUUUGUCAUCAUGGAUUACUAAUACCAAAAACGACAUAUUCUGAAGAGAGUAUCCAGUUCAGUAUGGCGUUUGAAGUUCAAGAUGAUGAUAUCUUUGCAGUCACGUAUCCUAAGUCUGGCACAACAUGGAUGCAAGAGAUUCUGCCCCUGAUUCUAAAUGGCGGGGACCUGACACCAGUACAGACCAUCCCAAACUGGGAUCGAGUUCCCUGGCUGGGGGGGCCCCGCGCUCCCCUGGUUCUGGGCGACCGGCCCCCUCCUCGGGCUAUGGUCUCCCACUGGCCCUACCACCUCAUGCCCCCCUCUUUCUACACCUCCAAGGCCAAGGUGAUCUACGUCACCCGGAACCCCAAAGAUGCUGCCGUUUCAUCCUUUCAUUUCCACGGGAUGGCCAGCUACCUUGAUGAUCCUGGAACCUUUGACCAGUUCCUGGACAAAUUUCUCUCCGGACAGGUAAUGUUUGGCAAGUGGACAGAUCAUGUGAAAAGCUGGAGAAACACAGAUAUUGAAGGCAGAAUCCUCUAUAUGACCUAUGAAGAAAUGGUGCAGGACCUGAGGGCAGCCAUGCUUAGGAUGGCUCAGUUCCUGGGCCGAGAGCUGAGUCCUGACGACCUGGAGAAGGUGGCCAAUCACUGCCAGUUUAACAACAUGAAGACCAACAUCAUGUCCAACUACUCCCUGGUGCCACAGGACAUCAUGGACAGCAGCAAGUCUCCGUUCUUGCGGAAAGGAACCACAGGAGACUGGAGAAACCAUUUCAAUGCUGAACAGGAAGCCAGGUUCUCUGCCAUUAUAAAAAAAGAGAUGGAAGGAACCAGUUUUAAAUUUCCAUGGGAUGACGAGUGACAGAGUAUAAUAAAACUUUAGGAGCUCCUCAUCUCACACAGCUGAGAUUUUGGAAACAAAGAAGUUAGAAAACAUUCUUAAAACACCAGUGCUCGCAAAUGAAGUAUAUGGCAAUCAUUCGCCUUGUGUUUGGUACUGAAAAAAAAAAAAAAAAAAAGAAUUUUAGUUCUCUAGGUUUCCUAGUUAAAAUGUUGAUUCAUAUGUUUUCACUCCCACAAUCAAAGGUACAUGUAGAAAUCACUAUAAUUAUAUCCACAGUUGCAUUGCUCAUUCAGUUCUAUUGAACUCAUUUUAAGCCCUCUGGCCUGGCUGCUGCUGAGGUCUGUCAGACACUUGUCAUGGCACCACAGUUAAAACUGUCCUGAGCUGCGACUGAUUUUCUUAGCUGUUUAAUUCCUUACAAACUUGUAAAGAGUUUUAUAUUUCUCUCACUGUACCAGAAAUAAAGCCUGCAGUUCAAUAAUGAAUGUGAGACGGGUGCGUGGGGGUUGGACCCAAAAUGCACGACUCAGAAACAAUGGUUAAAUAAAGUCCCGUUAGGGCUUUAUUCGGGACGAAUCCCAGGAGCGUAGUCAAAACAAGCAAAGUCCAUACACGAAGAUCCAGCCAAACAAAUAAACAAAAAGCACGGUGCCGAGGGAAGAGGCAAGCUCGUAGUCGGUAGACGAGGACGUGGUCAAAAACAAACAGUGGUCAACAAAACAGAAAUCAAUAAACAAUGGUCGGUAACAGGCUUGGAUCGUAACGUGUAAUCAAACCGUAAAUAAUUCUCAAGAGUUGCGUAGUAGAACUUGAGGCAGACAAUUUCGCAGUGAACAGUAGCGCGACUGGGAUAUAAAUGCAGAUGUAGACAGGUGUAGACAAUUAGUUAGAGCGUAGCAAGGAAAUGGAAAACAGGUGCGAUGGAUGACAAGUUUAACAAGGUGAUUAGUAAUCGUUAGUAAUAAACCUAUCCUGCCCUAGCAUUAGUAAAUUAGUAAAUGACAUGCACGAGAAACGUAAGGUAACAUGAACACAUGAUUAGUUUGUUAGUUUCUACCCAAUCCUGAUCUAGCGUUAGUAGUUUUAGUAAAUAGACAAAUGGAAACAAUUAGGGAGUGAAUGACAGAAAGAGAGAGAGAGAAAAGGCGGAACGCAAGGUUUGCGGAAAGACAUAAAUCAAAACAUAACACAGCGAAACUAAGACGAUAACCACUCAACAUAACAAGGUAAUAUAAUCGUACGAAACAUAACUAGACAUGACAAGAAAAUAAAUCGAAACGAAACAUAACUAAACAACAUGACGAACCUAGACUGGCAUAAUACAUGAUAAGACACUACGUGACUAAGACCACAUGAAUAAACAUAAAACAUGGCAAGACAGACCUGAAACGUGACAGAAUGAUCUUCAUUCUGGUGUGACAUCCUCAUUCAUCAUAAAACUUGGGACCCUGAGAAAUGUUCUAAGGUUCUUGAAAAAAGUGUGAAUUAGUGGAAUAUACAAUCCACAAACUCAGCGGUCACUGCGAUUUAAAAUUUCAAUAGUCACUUAACCCCUUAAGUAUUACCCCUUUUCUUAACACAAACUUGAAAAUGACAAAUGGUUGCUAUUAUUGAACCCUUUUGACUACAGGUAAAAAAAAGUACAAAGUAAAAAGUACAAUAAUCACAAUAACACCAUGUUGUAUUGAGGUCCAUUUAUUGAAGGUUUUGUAAAAAUACCCAACCCCCAUCAAUAAUUCAAACACAUUCCACGAUUUCACAUACUAUAUAUUAUUCAAAAGCAAGCUUGCUCUUUAUUCUUGCUUGUUCCUAUUCAUGUUUUUUUGUUUUGUUUUUUUAACCCCUAACAAACUAUACACCGUUGGAAACAUAAUGUCAUUAGCUCAAGGUGUCUCAGUCAUCAGCUCAAUAUACCAUAAACCUAGCCGGCUGCAUGGUGACAGAACUGAUUCCUUCCUAUUUUGAUCAGGAAUGGCGGGUACACCUAUACUUGGCAACUGCAUUUCGGUUACUGGUCAGAUAACCUUGUAUGUGAGCACACCGUAUGCCAGAGAGCCGAUACAAAACAGCGAUUACACCACUACUUUUGUAGAAGUAUGCCACAGCACAAAUAAUUCCUCCAGAGAAAUUUUAAGUAAACAAUGGAUAUUCUAUCGAUGUUUCUCAAGAGUUAUCACGUUAUUACAAACCAUUGGGCAUUUCGUUCACUGGACCAUUGCCAUGAAAAGUACUCUGACGUUACCUCAUUUCUUGUAGUAUGCGUAUUUACAAAAUGCAAAUAAGGUGAAAUCCCCCCCACUCUUGUUUUGCCACUGUUAGGGAAAAAUGCCCUUUUUAAAAUUUCACAGGUGAGCAUCGUCUGAUGAAACUUCCCAGUAAAAACAACGAUAGCUAUACUUGAGUUUAACUUUGGUAUUUAUUUGCAAAGAAAUAACAGAAAGUGAGAAAGCUUACCGGCUUUCUGAUUUGAAUCAGACAGCUGCGUGAAGUUGGCAAAUGUUGCUGGCCACAAUUGGAGAUGUCAGGUUCGCAUUUAUCAAAACAAAAGUGCGGUGAAUAAAAUUAUUUAUGAACUGUAAUUUUGUCAAUUUUAAUUGUUAAAUUAAUACAGUUGGAUAUGAUUGUGAUGUAUUUGCAGAGAAUAUAAAAUUGUGCACAAAUUUCAAUAAAAACUGUUUGCCACCUGU